Messenger RNA from Cynara cardunculus var. scolymus (artichoke), 2687 nucleotides. RefSeq names its product bifunctional TH2 protein, mitochondrial-like. Lineage: Eukaryota; Viridiplantae; Streptophyta; Magnoliopsida; Asterales; Asteraceae. Gene Ontology annotation, cellular component: cytosol. The transcript has 6 exons. Bases 291 to 1973 code for a protein of 560 amino acids. The record is from RefSeq and is a predicted model, not a curated record.
UCCUCCAUGUCGGCACUUGACCCACUCAUCGGCCCUUCAUCCACUUUUUUCUUCUCCGGAGACCUAAUCAAUUUCCCCACAAAAUUAUAAAUGCAACUCAUGAAUUUUGUGUGAAAGGUUGAGCCAAUCGUGGAUUGGAAGCCAUCUCUGUUGAAUUUGAAUGUAUCUCGGCCCCAAUUAGUCAGUUGGAUUUAAGGGAGGUGUUAUUUGUUGUGGGGUUUUAUACAAUUCUUUCAAUUUUGAAUUAAGAAAAAUCAAGUUUCUUGACCUAAAAUCUUUCAAUUUUUGAGAUGGGGGGUUUAGCGAUUAGAGAUGAAGGAGGGAUCGCGAAAAGUUUAUGGAAGAAAUCGAGAAAUGAAUCGAUAUUUGCUAUUUAUACUCCUUAUAUAUUAUCACUAGCAUCUGGGAAAUUGGAUUCUGCUUCUUUCCUUCAUUGUAUCUCUCAGGAUCUUCGUUUUCUUCAAGCUUCUGCUGAGGCGUUUGAGAUGGCUGAAGAAUGCUCAGAUGAUGAUGAUGAUAAGGCUGUAAUUCGUAAAGUUAGAAAACGGGUGUUGAAGAAGAUGGCAAUGUUUCGAUUGAUCGUCCAAGAAUGGGGAUUUGAACUUCCAGCAGGGAACAUUUCAGAUCGUGCAAUGGUCAAAUGUACGGAUUUCUUGCUGGCAACGGCCUCCGGUAAAGCAGUUGGCGAGAGAUUUCCGGGUAAGGUUGCAACUCCUUUCGAGAAAACUAAGUUUAGCGCGUAUGCACUUGCUGCUAUGUCCCCUUCCAUGAGGAUUCAAUCGUUUUUGAGUAAGGAGAUACAAGCAGUUCUCGAACCAGAUGAAAACAUUCAUCUCUACAAAAAGUGGAUUGAUAGUCUCGCUUCUCAAAAAUACGAGGAUUCAGCGUCCCAGAUUGAAGAUUUGUUGGAUAAAUUGACAGUGUGUUUGACUGGUGAAGAGCUUCAGUUUGUGGAAAACAUCUAUCAGAAAGCCAUGAAGCUUCAAGUAGAAUUUUUUUCAGCUCAGCCGAUCAUCCAGAAUACUAUUGUACCCUUAUAUAGAGCUCAUGGCAGCGAUGAACACAAUUUUGUUAUAUUUAGCGGUUUUGACAUGACUUGCAGUGCCGUUGAUUCAUGUGCCCUUUUGGCUGAUAUCGCUAUCAUAAAAUCAUCAAAAGCUAUAAAGUUGAAUGGAUAUGAAUCCCUCGAUGAUGGAGCGUCCUCGGAUGAUCUUCGGGAUAUUUGGAGCAGUCUUCAUGGCCAGUAUGUUGAAGAAUAUGAACAGUGUAUUGAUAGCAUCAUGCUUAGUGACAGAGUCACACAAUUCAACUUCGAAAGUCUUUGCAACGCACUCGGGCAGCUGUCCGAGCUGGAGAAGGCGGCAAAUUUGAGAGUGGCGAACUCCGGUGUUUUGAAAGGAUUGCAUAUGGAUGAGAUUAAGUGGGCGGGGGAACACCUUGUUUUCCAAGAUGGUUGUCUAGAGUUCUUUAGAGAGAUUGAAAAGAGCAAAGACAUUGCAAUCGAUGUUCAUAUACUUUCAUAUUGUUGGUCCGGUGAUCUCAUCAGGUCUGCCUUCCGUUCAGCUUCGGGAUUUCCCAAUGUCCAUUCAAACGAGCUACUCUUCGAUGAAUCUAUAUCAACCGGAGAGAUCUUGAAACGGGUCCAAAAUCCCACCGAAAAGCUUCAAACUUUCAACGAAAUCUGCAAGAUGUCAAGCAACAAUGGCAGGAACUUGUCUGUAUACAUCGGAGGUUCUGUGGAAGACUUGCUUUGCCUGUUGAAAGCCGAUAUAGGUGUCGUAAUCUCUCCAAGUGCUAAUCUAACGAGACUUGCAGGUUUGUUCGGGUUUUCUUUCGUCCCAUUAUUUUCCGGUUUGGUCAAGAAACAAAGAGAGUUAAUCGAAGGCGGAUGUCCUUGUUGGAGUGGUCUUUCCGGUACCCUUUACACUGUUUCUAGUUGGGCCGAGAUUCAUGCUUUCAUUUUGGGCACAUAAUCAUUCCUUUGGUUAUUUAGCAGAAUAACCUUCUGACAUAUUGUUUUUUAAAUGCAUAACUUUCUAACAGAUUCUGAGGCAUUAUUCUGUCAGGUAGAUAUGUUCUUAAAUUUGUCAAAUUGUGAAACAUUUAAGAAAACUGUCGGAAGGUUAAUAACCUUUUGACAUAUAUUUCUUAAAUGCACGACUUUUUGAUAGAUUUUGAGGCAUUAUUCUGUUAGAUAGAUGCGUUCAUAAAUCUGUUAGAUUGUGAAACAUUCAAGGAAACUGUCAGAAGGUCAAAUAACCUUCUGACAGAUUCUUAUUAAAUGCAUGACUUUCUGGCAGAUUCUGAGGCAUAUUCUGUUAGGCAGAUGCGUCCUUAAAUCUGUUAAAUUGUGAAACAUUAUAAAAAAGAACUGUCAGAAGGUCAUUUUAGCCCUAUACGAAUACAUAAGACAGACAAAGUAGUACAUAUUUUCCUAAUAGAGAAUAACAAUAAUUGGUAAUUUAUAGGGUUUAUAGCCGGAUAUUAGUAAUGGCUAGGGUUGAGCCUUUGAGUAUUUCGAAAGGGCCACCACCGCCCUUUUUACGUUCUUCGGUUAUCUUACGGUUUCGGUUUGUGAGAUUUGAAGAUUUGUAUGUAAUUUUUCCAACAAUGCUGGGAAAUUAUUGGAUAUGUCAUUUGUAAGUUUCUUGAAUUGUACAAACAUUGUUCUAUUCAAUAAUCAAUGA